AUGUUUUUAUUGUUGGUUUUCUUCAUAUGUUUCAUAUUGAUAGUCGCUCCGUUCAUUUUUAUUCGUUUAAUAUCAUCGAAAAGCAAUGAAGAAAAUGGAAAUUAUCUUUUAGUUAUUGCACAUCCCGAUGACGAAUGUUUGUUUUUCUCACCUAUUUUACUAUCACUACAUUCAAAUAAAUAUGUAUUAUGUCUUUCAAAUGGCUAUAAUCACCGAUUAGACGAGCUACGUCGUUCAUGUAUGCAGCUUGGUGUUAAAGAUUUUAAAAUAAUUGAUGAUCAAAUUAAUUUAAAAGAUGAUCAAUCAGUGUUGUGGUCAUCCGAUACAAUAUUAGGUCAUGUUAAACAAUCGAUUCGUCAAUGGAAUAUUUCAACAAUAAUCUCAUUCGAUUAUUAUGGCGUUAGUGGCCAUAAAAAUCAUUCAUCGAUUUACUAUGCUUUAUUAAAUUUACCUCACAUGAAUCAAAUACAUUUUCUUUCGCUGCAAUCAACACCAAUCUAUCGAAAAUAUUUAACUUUGAUUGAACUAUUUAGAAUUUAUCUAAAAAAAGAAUCAAGAUCUAGGAGAACAUUUGUUUUACCAGUAAAAUAUAGUUUAACACCACAUAAAGCUAUGCUUGAACAUCGUUCUCAACUUAUUUGGUUUCGUUAUUUAUAUUUACUUUUUUCUCAUUACAUUUGGAUUAAUGAUUUUGUAUUAGUUUAUUGA
Messenger RNA from Rotaria socialis, 708 nucleotides. The record is from the annotation of a GenBank genome assembly. Lineage: Eukaryota; Metazoa; Rotifera; Eurotatoria; Philodinida; Philodinidae.